Molecule: messenger RNA, 1341 nt
Organism: Lytechinus variegatus (green sea urchin)
Lineage: Eukaryota; Metazoa; Echinodermata; Echinoidea; Temnopleuroida; Toxopneustidae
Product: protein shortage in chiasmata 1 ortholog-like
Exons: 8
Coding region: 1-1341 (446 amino acids)
Biological process (GO): resolution of meiotic recombination intermediates
Cellular component (GO): condensed nuclear chromosome
Molecular function (GO): single-stranded DNA binding; ATP hydrolysis activity
Source: RefSeq, a predicted model, not a curated record
AUGGCAGUUAGUCAAGCACUAGACAAACACAACUGCUUGGUUAUCUCACCAGCUCAGAUAGAUGAGAGCUUUCCUUGGGCACACUUCUCACUGGUUAUUGAGUAUGAAGCCUACCCCAACAGCCCCUGGAAAGAGCUAUGCUUGCGUCAAAAUAUCAGGCACAUUGAACUACGAUGUAUGAGUUCUGUUGGAGUAGGAGCUGAUCUGGGUCGUCUUAGUUUAACAGAUGGUGAUGACAAGAAAGCUGAUGAUAAGUCCAAGCAGAUUCCACUCAAACUGAUAGGGUUUGAUAAUGUCAUUAAUUCAUCCAAGCUGCUACAUACACUCGAAACAAGGUUCAACAUUCUGAUCGUUGAGAGGACUUCUACCUCCCUUCGCAACUCUUCUUCAUCUCAACUCAUCUCUGCUGACCUGAUUGUUGAUGAAAGGACAGGUGCUAUCAUCGUAGGAUUGGAAAGCUUACAGAUAGAUGGUGCUGUAGAGCCUCUGGUUCAUCGUAUCACUCUACUAUCACAGCAGUUUUGCUUGCUGUGGGUCAUUCUGGAAGGGAAUGGUCAUAAUAACAGCUAUGCUCUUGGCGGUCAUGUUGUAGCAAACACCAGCAAGCUUCAAGCAGCUCUUUCACAGUUCACUGCCAAGUCCUAUGAUUUUGAAGUAAAGGUGAUGUACUCUGAUGAUAGUACGAGUACAGCUUCUACAAUCAGCAUGAUCUGUGAUGUAUGUCAGAAGGCAUCAACAGCAGUAUGGCACCAUGAUGACUGGCUUCAUAGACCAUGGCUCACUGACAGACUCAGCAAGCAUGAGAGGUUCUUGUCGAGUUUUCCAUGUGUGAACUCCUUCACUGCCCAAGUCAUGCUUACUGCUGCCCCACUACCAGUGCUGCUGAAAGCUCCGCUCACAUAUCUCUCAAAGCUCUGUCCAUGGAUUCCAACCAGAAUCAUCUCUAAUUUCUACAAGCUUGUGCAUGAUGAGAGUCCUUUUUAUGAUCGGCCUUCAAAAGCCCCUAUGUUACAGAGGAGGGAUGAGUCAAGGGAUGGCCAAACUGAGCCCAUCCUCCAGGAUAGAACAAUUGUCAAUCAAGGAAGCAGGAAGGUCAUUGCAGAUGCAACAAGAAAUCAGGAAGAUAUGAGACAUUUUGACCUUCACCACCAAGAGCAUGGAGGAUCAAAGGAAUGGAGCAUGCUGCAAAAUGGACGCAAGACCCACAGUAGAGAUGACCUGAGGCAGUCACAUCAGGAUGUUCCUGUUAAAAUCAAGUCUGAACCAGUUGAUUCUCCUGUUUAUGACCUUGAUGGUCAAGCUAUGUAUCCUCUCAUCAAGGCAUUAUUCAGAGGCAUUUGA